GGCGGCUCGCGGAAGCAGCCCGGUCGGGGCAGUGGCGGCGACUCCGCGGCCGCGGGGCUCGGGGCGAAGCCGCCGUGGGCCCCAUCUUCCGGCGGCCGGCAGAGUUUGUGGUGAUUGUUGCCGCCGCCCGCCCCAGCUGCCAUCUCCUCCUCUUCCUCCUCCUCCUGGGCCGGGCCGGUCCCCUCCCCGCGGCCGCCUCCUCCUGGGCUGGGCCCGCGGCGUCCUGUCCCCUCGCGGAGCCGCCGCCGCCGCCGCCUCCUCAUUCAUCCUCGUGCACCAUAGGCGGCACAGGCACCAAGAUGUCCAACCGAGUGGUCUGCCGGGAAGCCAGCCACGCCGGGAGCUGGUACACCGCCUCAGGACCUCAGCUCAAUGCCCAGCUAGAAGGCUGGCUUUCACAAGUACAGUCUACGAAAAGACCUGCUAGAGCCAUUAUUGCACCCCAUGCAGGAUACACGUACUGUGGGUCUUGUGCUGCCCAUGCCUACAAACAAGUGGAUCCAUCUAUUACCCGGAGAAUUUUCAUCCUUGGGCCUUCCCAUCAUGUGCCCCUGUCUCGAUGUGCACUCUCCAGUGUGGAUAUAUAUAGGACUCCACUGUAUGACCUUCGUAUUGACCAAAAGAUUUAUGGAGAGCUAUGGAAGACAGGAAUGUUUGAACGCAUGUCUCUGCAGACAGAUGAAGAUGAACACAGUAUUGAAAUGCAUUUGCCUUAUACAGCUAAAGCCAUGGAAAGCCAUAAAGAUGAGUUUACCAUUAUUCCUGUACUGGUUGGAGCUCUGAGUGAGUCAAAAGAACAGGAAUUCGGAAAACUCUUCAGUAAAUAUCUAGCGGAUCCUAGUAAUCUCUUUGUGGUUUCUUCUGAUUUCUGCCAUUGGGGUCAAAGGUUCCGUUACAGUUACUAUGAUGAAUCCCAGGGGGAGAUUUAUAGAUCCAUUGAACAUCUAGAUAAAAUGGGUAUGAGUAUUAUAGAACAAUUAGAUCCUGUAUCUUUUAGCAAUUAUUUGAAGAAAUAUCAUAAUACUAUAUGUGGGAGACAUCCCAUCGGGGUGUUAUUAAAUGCUAUCACAGAGCUCCAGAAGAAUGGAAUGAAUAUGAGCUUUUCCUUUUUGAAUUAUGCCCAGUCGAGCCAGUGUAGGAGCUGGCAAGACAGCUCAGUGAGUUAUGCAGCUGGAGCGCUUACGGUCCACUGAAACUCCGAUCCUCAGGGACGCCACUGCACAGACUCGUACUCUGUCCAGGGUCCAGCCUAGCCUUUACCAAGACGUUGGUUCUGGUGUGGGGGGGGAUUCUGAAACCUCAGACUAAUAGAACUCUCUUCUUCUUUUCUAGUAGGUGUAGUCCUUCUUAAUUUCAACUCAUUUAAAACAAUGCUUUAUAGUUUGGGGCAGUGGAUGGAAGGCUGGAAUCAAAAUAUUUGUCCAAUUGGCACACAGUGACUUGUAAAGCAUUUAGCGUAACUGAAAUUUGCACUCUUUGCAGACUCAUGCACAUAUAUUCCGCUUUCAGAAUAGUUUUGCAAAUUGUACACAGACAAAGGGUGGAAGCGUUUUAAUAAAAGAAAUCGCAUUUAUAAAUGAUCUGUAUUAGAAUAUAAGAACUCUCCAGUUACAGACGAUUAACUACCCAUGUUGUACAACAGAUACCUUCUAUUUUAGUUGCUAAUAAAGGGCUACACAACUCAAAAUAGUCUGAUUUAAACUUAUUGCUUUGUGGUUUAAAUGGAAAUUGUUUUUUAUUAAUUCCAUCUCAGAAUUUUUGUUAAAAUGGUAACCCUCAGCUCCUAUGUAAGAAUGUUAGAAUGUAUUUUAUUUUUAAAUUUAUGUGAUUUUUUUUUAAAUCACAGAAAUUAUAGUCAUAUAAUUUUAAAGUUAACUUUCUAAAUUAUAGUCAUUGCCUUUUUAUGUAUGACAUAGCCUCAUGUCAUUAUUAUAUUAUAGUAGAAUAUAAAUUCAAGGAUACUUUAAUAACAAAUAGGUUUAGUCCUUUACUUCAAUUACUCUGAUAGUCUGCAAAUGAAGAAACAUUGAAGAGUGUCAUUAGUGUGUUUCUAGUCAUUGCAGACCAUACACCACUAUGUUUUAUUUUGUUUUCUUUUGUUUUGUUUUUUACUGCUUUAAGCAAUUUAACUCCUUUACUUGAAUUUUUAGCAAGAAAUCAUUAACAAUAAUAGUAACAAGGCCUAUUGGACUACAUAUAGUCCUGCAAAAAAUUUUUUUUUGUGGGGGGAGCAUGAUUUUUGGUGCGGCUCUUCCAACUAAAAUAAUGGUAUGGUGUUGUAUUUCGUUAUCAUAGAUUUAUUCUAGUCAUUUUGGCAAAAAAGUGUAAUCCAUUCAGCCAUCAUGCAUGUUCUCCAUUGUACCUAUCUUAACAUGACA
Messenger RNA from Acomys russatus (golden spiny mouse), 2378 nucleotides. RefSeq names its product mediator of cell motility 1 (gene Memo1). The coding region runs from base 300 to 1193 and encodes 297 amino acids. The transcript is spliced from 9 exons. Lineage: Eukaryota; Metazoa; Chordata; Mammalia; Rodentia; Muridae. The record is from RefSeq and is a predicted model, not a curated record.